AUGGGGUUUGCCUUAAGUUGUUUGGCCCUGCCCGCUGCGUCUUGGGUCGUGUCAAUUGUGGGGUCAUGUUUCUCCGCCGCUGUUUGUUCUCUAGGGUGUAAAUCUUGUAAUUGUAACAACUCAAUUGCGACCAGAAUUGGAUUUGCGAUUAUAUUCUUGUUGAAUUCAAUGCUUGCAUGGAUAAUGCUAUCAGAUUGGGCUAUAAAAAAGCUAGAAUCAAUAACUUAUGAUUAUUUAAAGCUAAAUUGCCCUGAAGGAACAUGUUACGGUGUUCUUGCAGUACAUCGGAUUUGUUUUGCACUUAGUCUUUUCCAUUUUCUAUUGGGAGUUUUAGUGACAGGAGUUUAUGAUACACACGAUAAACGCGCUUCCAUCCAAAAUGGGUGGUGGGGUCCAAAAAUUUUGUUAUGGAUCAGUUUGCUUAUAACAUCUUUUUUCAUUCCAAAUCAAUUUUUCAUGUUCUGGGGUAAUUAUGUAGCGUUAAUUGGCGGUUCGAUUUUCAUUUUGUUUGGUUUAGUGCUGUUAGUUGACUUUGCUCACUCGUGGGCGGAAAUGUGUAUCGAAAAAUGGGAGGAUGAAGAUAACGAUAAGUGGAAAUACAUUCUUAUUGGAUCAACACUUGGAAUGUUUUUGGGAGCUAUCGUGUUGACUGGAUUGAUGUAUGCUUUUUUCGCCGGAAGUGGAUGCAGUCUCAAUCAAUUUUUUAUCACGUUCAAUUCUAUUCUUUGCCUGAUUGUCACUAUCAUGUGUGUUCAUCCGAAGGUCCAAGAAGAAAAUUCGCAUUCUGGUUUAUCACAAGCAUCGAUGGUAGUAAUCUAUGCUACCUACGUAAUAUUGAGUGCGGUGGCUAACGAGCCCGAUGAUCAAAUGUGCAAUCCGUUGACACGCAGUCGUGGAACACGUACGACGACAAUAGUGUUAGGCGCGUUAUUUACGUUCCUUGCACUUGCAUUUUCUACGUCGAGAGCUGCAACUCAAGGCAAGGCAUUAAUCACUAAAUCGGAUUAUCAUCCUUUGAAUACUAUAUCUGCGGUCCCAUUAACUAACCAGCCAAACGAUUCCUCACCCAACGUGCGCUCGGACGCAUUGUUGGCGGCUGUUGAAAGUGGUGCAGUGCCGGCUUCCGCGUUGGACGACGACGACGACGCUGAUGGUAAUGACGAUGAGAAAAACGGGGUUGCCUAUAAUUACUCGUUUUUCCAUAUAAUUUUUGCUUUGGCCGCCAUGUAUGUGGCAAUGCUUUUGACCAAUUGGAAUACAAUUAUAUCAAAAGACGAUGAAUUAGUGAGAAUCGGGCAAAGUUAUACCGCUGUUUGGGUUAAGGUUGUUUCAAGCUGGCUAUGUUUAACGAUUUAUGCAUGGACACUUUUAGGCCCUGUGUUCAUGCCUGAUCGUUUUGCGGAUAUGUAUUAG
Messenger RNA from Ambispora gerdemannii, 1413 nucleotides. The record is from the annotation of a GenBank genome assembly. NCBI's taxonomy places the organism in Eukaryota, Fungi, Glomeromycota, Glomeromycetes, Archaeosporales, Ambisporaceae.